Messenger RNA from Ictalurus punctatus (channel catfish), 1493 nucleotides. It is a transcript of the gene cox7a2l, whose product is annotated as cytochrome c oxidase subunit 7A-related protein, mitochondrial. The record is from RefSeq and is a predicted model, not a curated record. Lineage: Eukaryota; Metazoa; Chordata; Actinopteri; Siluriformes; Ictaluridae. Gene Ontology annotation, biological process: mitochondrial respirasome assembly; regulation of oxidative phosphorylation; mitochondrial electron transport, cytochrome c to oxygen. The transcript is spliced from 3 exons. The coding region runs from base 435 to 782 and encodes 115 amino acids.
AAUGAAAGCAGUGUGUGAGAGUGACCAUGUUAACCGCUUUGUCCAAAAGGUCAGCUUUUCCUCAUGCCUAAUCUCCUCUAUUGAAGCACGUGUUCAACAUCCACACUCAGAUGUAUUUGAUCUAAAAAGGAUCUUAAAGCUUUGCACCAACUUGUGGAGUCCAUGCCAGCUCAAGUGCACACUGUCAUUAAAGUCACUGUCAUGUAGAAGAAGACUCUACUUUUCACUCAAAUUGUUGUCAGUAUUGUAACUUGUAAUGAAAACUGUUGUAUUACAUUAGAAAAGACUGCGAAACACAAGCAGUUUCAAACAUUCUUAACAUUCAACCAAUGUGUGUGACGUCAUAUUUGUUGGACCACCUCUGGGGAGCGGAAGGAGAAAACGCCGGUCGGUCGCGUGCGACAUACUAAGGUCGCGUUCAUCCAGCCACUAAAAUGUAUUACAAAUUCAGCGAUUUCACUCAGAGGCUGACGGGGUCUGUGUCAUCUACGGCGUACAGUCCUCAGGGUUUAAGGUCAAAUGUACCCUCUGAAGCCUCUACAUUGAUCUUUGCUACCCCAACCAAAGUGAUUUCUGAGUCUGGACCUUCUCUAGAGUACAUGGGUACCAACAGGGUUCCAGACCUCCAGAGGAUAUUUCAGUCUUCAGAUGGUGUCCCGGUGCACCUUAAGCGUGGUGUUCCCGACCGGCUCCUGUACAGGACCACCAUGGCUUUGACUGUUGGAGGUGCUCUCUACUGUUUGGUGGCACUUUACAUAGCUGCACAGCCUAAGAAUAAGUAAAGGCUACCCAGCGUGUGCAUGUCCUCACAUUGGCAUUUGUGAACUUUAAAAGAGACUGUAAUGUGUUCCUGGAUAUAUUUAUCAUCAUGUGACAAAUGGCAGUUAUGUGUGAUGAUUAUAUGAAGGACUCUAUUUCUGACCUCAUUUACCUGCUCUGCUGAUCAGUGUUCUGGUUAAUACAAAUGUUUAGCUUCUCUAACAGCAAUAAGUGUGUUGAUGAAUAACGGGAAGUUUUUAGUAUUCUUUUACACACAUUUGAAAGUGAAGGUUCUUCCUGUAGUGGAGGAUGUGAAGGUUUCUCUGCAUUUAAAUUCCAUUCACCCACAGUGGUCACGUACAGCCCAGACUAAAUCUAAGUUGCGGUUACAUGGAGGUGUCGGUGAUUGAGUCUGUAUUGAGAAUGAGAAUUUCUGAAACAUCUGACAGAUGAAAAAAUGGUUGGAAACUCCAGUGUAUCUCGCAGCUCUGUUGAUUGCUGCUGCAUUUUAAUACAACCGGUCUCACCUCUGUGAAUCACUUCAAUAUAAAUAAGAUUGUAUGUGCAGCAAAUGCAAGAGAGGUGAGUCAGGUAUAGCAAAGCACUUUCUAGUGAACUGAAAUGAUGUUCAUGUUGGCGUAACGUGCCUUUCAAUAAUAAUGUCCUUGUUAACUGAAAAUGUUCUUGUUAUUUAAAAUAAUAUUCUUAUAAACUUUAUUAUGGAUCACUGAAAA